Molecule: messenger RNA, 886 nt
Organism: Zalophus californianus (California sea lion)
Lineage: Eukaryota; Metazoa; Chordata; Mammalia; Carnivora; Otariidae
Product: mRNA turnover protein 4 homolog
Exons: 1
Coding region: 23-742 (239 amino acids)
Biological process (GO): rRNA processing; nuclear-transcribed mRNA catabolic process; ribosomal large subunit biogenesis
Cellular component (GO): nucleolus; preribosome, large subunit precursor
Molecular function (GO): RNA binding
Source: RefSeq, a predicted model, not a curated record
CGCCGCACGUGCCUGCAGCGCGAUGCCCAAAUCCAAGCGCGACAAGAAAGUUUCCUUAACCAGAACUGCCAAGAAAGGCUUAGAACUGAAACAGUACCUGAUAGAAGAGCUUCGGAAAUGUGUGGAUACGUCCAAGUACCUUUUCAUCUUCUCCGUGGCCAACAUGAGGAACAGCAAGCUGAAGGACAUCCGGAACGCCUGGAAGCACAGCCAGAUGUUCUUUGGCAAAAACAGGGUGAUGAUGGUGGCCUUGGGUCGAAGCCCAGCUGAUGAGUACAAAGACAACCUGCAUCAAGUCAGCAAGAAGUUGAGGGGUGAGGUCGGUCUCCUUUUCACCAACCGCACCAAGGAGGAAGUGAAUGAGUGGUUUACGAAAUACACGGAAAUGGACUUCGCUCGAGCCGGAAACAAAGCAACUUUCACUGUGACCCUGGACCCUGGGCCCCUGGAGCAGUUCCCCCACUCCAUGGAGCCACAGCUGAGGCAGCUGGGCCUGCCCACUGCCCUCAAGAGAGGUGUGGUGACCCUGCUGUCCGACCACGAGGUGUGUAAGGAGGGCGACGUGCUGACCCCAGAGCAGGCCCGCGUGCUGAAGCUUUUCGGGUAUGAGAUGGCUGAAUUCAAGGUCACCAUCAAAUACAUGUGGGAUGCACAGUCUGGAAGGUUCCAGCAGAUGGGAGAUGACUUGCCCGAGAGCGCAUCCGAGUCAGCAGAAGAAUCAGAGGGGGAAGAUGAUGGCUGACAGAUACUGGGGACGGACUGUGGGACCACCACCCCGCUCGCUGAACAGCAGGGAGGGCAAGAGGGAUGGACUGCUUUUCUAUAAGGAAUAAAACUGUCUGCAAGGUGGCUCCUGUGGACAGCAAAGAGAACUUUUCCUAGAAAA